Molecule: messenger RNA, 1800 nt
Organism: Penicillium canescens
Lineage: Eukaryota; Fungi; Ascomycota; Eurotiomycetes; Eurotiales; Aspergillaceae
Exons: 2
Coding region: 1-1800 (599 amino acids)
Source: RefSeq, a predicted model, not a curated record
AUGACAAAAUCACCACCGAUUGUGUUUAUAGCCAGACAUGGCGCCCGCCUCGAUGCUGCAGACAAAGACUGGCAUCUUACCUCCCCUACGCCUUACGACCCCCCUCUCUCCUACGGUGGGUGGAUGCAAGCUCGCGCCCUAGGUGUACGGAUCGGCAGUCUACUGAAAACCCGGCAAUUCACCGGAGAAGACUCGCAGGACCAGCAUCAUCCGACCUCGGAUGAUCAGGCCAGCCUAAAACCCGCCCCCGCAUCUUCGGACGUGUACGACCGAUAUAACGUCAUUGUCCAUACAUCUCCAUACCUGCGAUGUCUUCAAACUGCUAUUGGUGUCAGUGCGGGUAUCAGCUCACACCCUAUCGAGACACAUGAGGCAAGCCCUUCCCUACUCCCAGCCUCGCCAAACCCCGACCCACGAUGUCUGCUUCGCGUCGAUGCAUUUUUGGGAGAAUGGCUGUCACCAGACUACUUUGACCAGAUCACGCCACCUCCUAGCUCGGAUAGAAUGGUGGCGUCUGCCAAAGCGGAAUUGCUGCGUCGUGCCGAGGUCAUCUCUGCUACGGACGGGUCGGCAAGGGCUUUGUCAGGUCAUUUUCCCGGUGGCUGGGGCAGUCACUCUCAUCCCAAUUCACCCACAACCGAGGAGGAGGAAGGCUUGCAUUCUAAAUCGAUCCAACACGGUCCACGACAACGUGCUAGCACAUAUGACACCCAACAAAACCCUGUCCAUGCCAAGGAUGCGAAGAAGCCUCUGGGCCGUCUAAAUACAGACCUACCGUCCACUCUAGAUGCGUCCUAUAUACCUCCCACGCCGAGCUAUGCGGUCUCUUCUUCCGAUCCCAUUCCUACCGGAUAUGUUGGCCAUGCGCGGAACGCAUGCACGAGGAUCGAUUACCAAUGGGACAGUUUGCGCACACCGUACUGGGGAACUGGAGGUGAAUAUGGCGAAGAGUGGAGUACUAUGCAUGAACGGGUUCAUGAUGGGUUCCAGCACAUGGUGAACUGGUACCAAGCACAGGGAUCAUCUGACCAUAGGUCUGAGAGCACCUCGAAUGGGGCAAGUACCGACGGUGAUGCGCAAACGGUCCUCGUUAUAAUCACACAUGGCGCGGACUGUAAUGCGUUGAUCAGCGCAUUGACUGGUCACGCGGUCCUCCUUGAUAUCAACACGGCCUCACUCACCAUGGCUGUACGACGCGACCGCAUCAAGAACCCCGCCCCGGAGGAUGCGCGUAAUUCUCCAGAGCGCGUGGGGAGCCAAUCGGUCUCACGGGAAUACUCCCUGCAGCUUGUGGCGUCCACUGAUCAUCUGCGUCCAGGAAUCAACCCCGCACAGCUCACCUCGCUGGUAUCUCCCUCCGCAUCACAGGCUGUUCCAUCAGCUCCGGUGUCGUCUUAUCGGAAUCGGCUUACUUCUCGCUCAUCGCUCCUCCAGGGCACAUCAGCAACUGGGCCGCCGCUGAAUUCCAUAACGAGUCCUCGAGGCUGGACGCUGGCCAUGCGCCCUUCAACUAAUCCUCGCGGUGCCUCUGGGCUCUGGGGGUCGAUGUCUCCCGACAAGACCGAUAAGAUCGAGAAGACCGACAAGCCCGACGACACAGAAGACGAUCUUGUGCCAAACUUUGGUGACCGUCCAGUCAGCCGAGAUUCAGCACUUCCUGAGAAGCCUGUGGAUGGCUGGACAAAACAGUUACCACAACGAACGCUGUCGCAGCGUGGUUUAUGGGGGAGCGCACAAUCGUUGGAGGAUCGUGAGGGUGGAUCAAAGCGGCGAUGGACAGUGACGGAGCAGAAGUUAUGA